AUGACUUCUCUAAGAUCGUGGUUCAGCAUUCCUCGAGGGUCUCACUUCUCACUCGCGAACAUUCCCUUUGGAAUCAUCUCGACGACGUCAUCGACAGCACCGCGAGUAGCUGUUGCUAUUGGAGAUCACGCGUUGGACCUUGAAGUCUUCGCAGCGAACAAUGGCUUUUCAGGGUUGUCCACCAUUCAGCCACACCAAUCUGUCUUCUCGCAACCAUCACUGAAUGCCUUCGCAGCGCUUGGACGACCAAUACACUCAAUUGUGCGCAAAUACAUUCAGAGCGUGUUCACUGAGAGCACAGAGUUCCCAGAUGUAUUGAAGAACAACGAGUCGUUGCAGAAGCAGGCUUUGAUUCCACUACAAGAUGUGAAGAAGCACCUGCCUUUCAAAAUUGGCGAUUACACAGACUUCUUCGCUGGCAUGAAUCACGCUUACAACUGUGGAGUGAUCUUCCGUGGGCCGCAAAACGCUCUGCAACCAAAUUAUAAGCAUCUUCCGGUCGGCUACCACGGGCGCGCAUCAUCGGUCGUACCAUCAGGGUCACCAAUUCGUCGACCAAACGGCCAAAUCCUGCUGAACCCUAACGCCGAGAAGAAGGAACCAACCUUCUCGCCUUGCAAGAAGCUUGAUAUCGAGCUGGAACUGGGUGCAUUCGUAUGCGGUUCGAACGAACAAGGAAUACCUAUACCGAUCGAUAAGGCUGCAGACAAUAUCUUCGGUGUCGUUUUGAUGAACGACUGGUCAGCGCGAGACAUCCAAGCCUGGGAGUACGUACCUCUAGGACCAUUCAACGCAAAGAACUUUGGCACGACUAUUAGCACUUGGGUAGUCCUCGCAGAAGCGCUCGAGCCUUUCAAGGUCAAGGGUCUGGAGAACGAUGGCAAUGUAUUGCCGUAUCUCAAAGAGAAGGAUGAGAAGUCAGUGUACGACAUCAAUCUUCAGGUGGAUGUGAAGACAUCGUCCGGUCACAACACCACAAUCUCAAAGGUGAACGCACGAAACCUACUAUGGUCCUUCCCACAGAUGCUCGCCCACCAUACCAUCACUGGCUGUCCUUUCCAGCCUGGAGACCUGCUCGGCUCCGGUACAAUAAGCGGCGACUCUCCUGCUGAAUAUGGAAGCUUCAUAGAAAAGAGCCAGAACGGCAAGGAACCCAUCAGGCUUAGCGGCGGUGACGUGAGGACGUUCUUGGAGGACGGUGAUGAGAUCACAAUCAAAGGUGUAUGUGGCGAGGACGAGGAAGCACUGGUAGGGUUUGGGGAAUGUGUAGGGAAGAUUGAGCCCGCAUUGGAGCUCAACUUUAAUUGA
Molecule: messenger RNA, 1308 nt
Organism: Macroventuria anomochaeta
Lineage: Eukaryota; Fungi; Ascomycota; Dothideomycetes; Pleosporales; Didymellaceae
Product: Fumarylacetoacetase
Exons: 2
Coding region: 1-1308 (435 amino acids)
Biological process (GO): homogentisate catabolic process; L-tyrosine catabolic process; L-phenylalanine catabolic process
Molecular function (GO): fumarylacetoacetase activity
Source: RefSeq, a predicted model, not a curated record